Molecule: messenger RNA, 3231 nt
Organism: Talaromyces proteolyticus
Lineage: Eukaryota; Fungi; Ascomycota; Eurotiomycetes; Eurotiales; Trichocomaceae
Product: tafazzin
Exons: 5
Coding region: 231-3056 (941 amino acids)
Biological process (GO): inner mitochondrial membrane organization; cardiolipin acyl-chain remodeling
Cellular component (GO): mitochondrial membrane
Molecular function (GO): 1-acylglycerophosphocholine O-acyltransferase activity
Source: RefSeq, a predicted model, not a curated record
GUGAGUGGCCAGCCGACGCUUGUCCCGAUUUUUUCCUUCAUACUACUUCUACUGCGAACAAUAAUUGUUUUUGUUAUUUAUCCCCAUGCGAUUAUAGUCCAACCUCGUUCCUUUGGUGCGCUUCUUACACUCAUUUCUCUUUACUUGCCUGUCAAUGUUUGGACAGCUGGCUUCUAUGGGACUGUCGUGAACGUGGCCGUGGCCAACCACCAGAUUCUCUUUCGAUCGCGAUGCCUCUAGGCGCCACAGCCGACCGGCCCUCUGCCUGGUGGAGGGCUGGCUCGUCGCUGACCAUGUUUGAGAUUGGCGCGCUAUGUCGUGGAUUCUUGCUGGGCUUGAACAAAUUGGAGGUCAAUGGCUUAGAGUCAUUUACGGAACUCCUCGACUCCAGACGGGACCCUUCCAAGAGAACGCGCGGGUUAAUCACCGUAUCCAACCAUAUCAGCGUAAUGGAUGAUCCUCUUAUGUGGGGAGCGUUGCCUAUGAAAUACCACUUUAAUCUUCCCUCGUUUAACCGGCGAUGGGGCUUUGGAAGCCAUGAUAUCUGCUUUGCUACUCGCCCAGGCGCCACAUUCUUCACACUCGGGCAGGUUCUGCCGACUCAUCGUCUGGCAUAUUCACCAUAUGGUGGCCUGUUCCAGUCAACCAUGACCCAGGGUGUUCGUCUCCUCUCGAAGGGACCGUUUCCUGCCGACCCCCAUUUUGCGAAGAUCGACAUGCAACGCUGGAGCCUUCGAAGUGUCUGCGUCGACCCCUUCUCCGAGCUCCCCACCGCGUACACCACUACUGGCGAAGAUGCAACCAUCUCCCCUUCGUCAUAUGCUUGCAAUUCAUACUCGUGGAUCCAUAUUUUCCCCGAAGGCAAAAUUCAUCAAUCCCCGAAAAAGAUCAUGCGGUACUUCAAAUGGGGGGUUUCACGACUCAUUCUGGAAUCGUCAGAAUGCCCAGACGUCGUGCCCAUCUGGUUAGAAGGCACAGACGAUGUGAUGCACGAAGAUCGCAAAUUCCCUCGUUUCCUGCCUCGGCCAUUCAACUCAGUCAGUAUCACGUUCGGCAAGAAGGCCGAUACGGAAGCCGUAUUUGGCGAUCUACGCCGUAGGUGGAAAGAAUUAAAAGCAAAGGCAGAGAAGACCAACCCAGCCGUGGCUCAGCUUCCUUUAGGCGUUCUUAGCGAAGAGCUCAUGUUUGACAAGGAAGCGGUCGAGCUGCGAAAGGAGUGCACGAAGAAAGUCCGCGAUUUAGUAUUAGAGGUGCGUCGGUCCAGAGGCCUCCCAGAUGAAGAUCCAAAGGCAAGUUUGGCCGAGACCUGGAUUCUGGAAGGACCGAAGAGGGAGGGAAAGAUGGAGGAUGAAUCUUGGUACACCCCGUACGCGUCUAUUAAACCCACUAAUACCGCCCAUCCAUCGCUACAAAGCUCGUCUAACGCUCGGCAUGGCCCCUCCGGCUCGUCGCCUUCUGGAGGUCGCUCCGUAAACGACCUCAUCCAUCACUUGCGCCGCACUCAAGUCAGCCCUACUGGAGAGGGGUCUUCAAGCCCUUCCAGGUCCACCACUCCACGAACCUUGCACCCGUCUAUUAGGAACAUACUCGACGUACCGGAGACACCACCACCGCGACCCCGCACAAACGUCAGGCAACUAGGCGGACGAUUUCGCAGGACACCAGGUCCGCCCCCUCCUUCGAGUUGGUUAAACAAUAAUCAACCGCAUAACAGUACAAUAGAUCGACGGGGAGGGGUAUCUGUGGGAUAUGAUCAGGUGCUUUACCGGCUUGAGCGGCUGCCCGGCGUAGUCUUCCCACCAAAGGAUAGCUUACAGCAUGUCGUACUCAAGUCUAUGGCGACCCACUGGAUGUGGCAUUUGGAUUACGAUGGAGAAUUUUUACUGGAGCUUCCAGAACGCAUGAAAAUUCUUUUACUGAGUUAUAUCGGAAUUUAUUCGCGCGACGUUCAUCCGAAGUUUCGAGCACAUGGACUCAGCAAUCUGUUUGCGAUACCAGAAGAUGGCGUGUAUAACGUGAAAGACAUCACACGGCUGGACUUGGGUGCUGCACUCGGCACUUGGACCAGCCUUAAGUCGUUGUUCAAUCAGCUACUUACUCCAUCCCCGGUAAAGGACAAUACGGACAACCAAAAAGAAGAGGUUAUUCCCGCGUCGUGGGAUGAGGCUGUAGAUGCCGAAGCAGAUAUUGACCCACUAGUUGUACCAUCGCCUUUAUCUGUGAAGUCAUUGUCUCAUGUUCUUCGGUUUCCGAACUUGAAAUACCUAUCUUUAGCUCAUCCAGACCCGGCGAGUUCUAACUGGGGCUCGCUUUUAAACCUGCUGUCUCACAUUCCUGCCUUGACGCAUCUUUCUCUUGCCCAAUGGCCUGUGCCGACACUCACCCCGAACUCGAUCCACACACGCGUUCGCCAUCCAACGAUUCGCUCCUUGACAUUCGCUGCUGGGGGGACUGACACAUAUACUGCCGAGGAGAACAGCUGGGUUGAGGCGGUUAGUAUUCUUCGCAGGCUAUCUCGUGCAACGUAUUGUCUUAAGUGGCUUGAUUUGGAAGGCUGUGGUGAAUGGCUCGGGGCUUUAUGCUGGGACGGCCAUGUAUCUGACGGGGACGAACCGUAUCAUGCGCCGUGGCCAGAAUGGAACGGAUCGUGGAGAGAUAUUGAAUGGGUCGGACUGGGUCCUGGAUGGAUACCCUCGUCGCAGGGCAUUGAAAACAAUGAUGAACUCCAAAACCCCAUCGUCCCGCUGGCAGCGUCUAUUCACGCCAAUACAAACCACCAACAGAACCCCCGGCCAGCAGCUGAUCCUGACGACCUGACCUCUGUUUUAACGGAACAGGAGUUGCGAGAAGCCGAGAUGGCGCGUGAACGGCAACGUCGCGUCAAUGAAUGGAAAGCGUAUGAAGAUGUACUCCGGAAAGCACGGAAGGUUGAGAAACAUGUGCAUCGCAUACGUCGCGACGGCGCUGGGAAAUGGAUUCAUUUUUCGUUUGGCGGUGAGGGUCGUGAAGAGAGACGGAUCAUUGAGAGGGUAUUGGAAGAUAUUGAUAAAAUUUAGUUUAUUAUUGAUCGGUGUAUUGCAUAUCUGCGUUACCCGAUGAGCACGAGAUUAAACAAUAUCAUUCUUACUCUAGCUAGUAGCAAUGGAAUUACCUGGAUGACGGCGAUUCAUUUACUUGCAAGCUUGAUCGGACGAUAAAUGUAACAUUAAAGUGUCGUAAUAUCAAUCGAAG